Molecule: messenger RNA, 210 nt
Organism: Funneliformis caledonium
Lineage: Eukaryota; Fungi; Glomeromycota; Glomeromycetes; Glomerales; Glomeraceae
Source: the annotation of a GenBank genome assembly
AUGUUUGAUGAUACACGUUCAGAAGCUCUUUUGGGCUAUCAAACAGAUGAAUCUCUGGUAACAGAAUACGCCUUUGCAUUUGAAGAGGAUGAUGAUGAAGCGGAUCUUACACAAGAGAGUGCUGGGAAGUUUUAUCAUCAUUUUUCAAAAAUAAAGGAAUUGUACGACAACAGUUGGAUUCUUUUGAUGACUUUAUUGAGCGUGGUCUAG